Eutrema salsugineum is the source of this 2036-nucleotide messenger RNA. RefSeq names its product calcium-dependent protein kinase 6. Gene Ontology annotation, biological process: peptidyl-serine phosphorylation; intracellular signal transduction; protein autophosphorylation. Bases 1 to 1662 code for a protein of 553 amino acids. NCBI's taxonomy places the organism in Eukaryota, Viridiplantae, Streptophyta, Magnoliopsida, Brassicales, Brassicaceae. The transcript has 7 exons. Gene Ontology annotation, molecular function: calmodulin binding; calcium ion binding; calcium-dependent protein serine/threonine kinase activity. Gene Ontology annotation, cellular component: nucleus; cytoplasm. The record is from RefSeq and is a predicted model, not a curated record.
AUGGGCAAUUCAUGCCGUGGUUCUUUCAAGGACAAAAUCUACGAGGGCAAUAAUAGUCGGCCCGAGGAGAAUUCCAAAACCACUACCAACGUUUCCUCCGAUCAUUCUCCGACCACCACCGAACAAGACUUCUUCAAAGAAGAUCAGAAAAAGGACAACAACAACAACAACAACAAUCCAGUUCUUGUGAUUCCUGCAAGAGAACCCAUUAUGCGGCGUAACAUGGACAAUCAAGCUUACUAUGUUCUUGGUCACAAGACUCCAAACAUUCGUGAUCUUUACACAUUGAGCCGUAAGUUAGGACAAGGACAAUUCGGGACGACGUAUCUGUGCACCGAGGUUGCUACGGGUGUUGACUAUGCUUGUAAGUCUAUAUCCAAGAGGAAACUGAUCUCUAAGGAAGAUGUUGAGGAUGUUAGAAGGGAGAUUCAGAUAAUGCACCAUUUAGCUGGUCACAAGAACAUUGUUACGAUUAAAGGAGCUUAUGAGGACCCUUUGUAUGUUCACAUUGUGAUGGAGGUUUGUGCUGGUGGUGAGUUGUUUGAUAGGAUUAUUCAGAGAGGGCACUACAGCGAGAGAAAAGCUGCCGAGUUGACCAAGAUCAUUGUCGGGGUUGUUGAGGCGUGUCAUUCGCUCGGUGUCAUGCAUAGAGACUUGAAGCCAGAGAAUUUCUUGUUGGUUAAUAAGGAUGAUGAUUUCUCUCUCAAGGCCAUUGAUUUUGGGCUCUCCGUUUUCUUCAAACCAGGCCAAAUAUUCAAGGAUGUUGUUGGAAGUCCAUACUAUGUUGCUCCUGAGGUUCUUCUCAAACAUUACGGUCCAGAAGCUGAUGUGUGGACUGCUGGUGUUAUACUCUAUAUUUUACUAAGUGGUGUCCCACCUUUCUGGGCAGAAACACAGCAAGGGAUAUUUGAUGCUGUCUUGAAAGGAUACAUUGACUUUGACUCAGACCCGUGGCCUGUCAUAUCCGACAGUGCUAAAGAUCUGAUCCGGAAGAUGUUAUGCUCAAGUCCUUCUGAACGCUUGACCGCUCAUGAAGUCAUGCGUCAUCCAUGGAUCUGUGAGAACGGAGUUGCACCAGAUAGAGCACUUGAUCCGGCUGUUCUGUCUCGUCUCAAACAGUUUUCUGCAAUGAAUAAAUUAAAGAAGAUGGCUUUAAAGGUGAUAGCUGAGAGCCUCUCAGAAGAAGAGAUUGCAGGUUUAAGAGAAAUGUUUGAGGCAAUGGAUACUGAUAACAGCGGUGCAAUUACUUUUGAUGAACUCAAAGCUGGAUUGAGAAGAUAUGGCUCAACUUUGAAAGACACUGAGAUCCGGGAUCUUAUGGAAGCGGCUGAUGUUGACAACAGCGGAACUAUAGAUUACAGUGAGUUUAUUGCAGCGACGAUCCAUCUGAAUAAACUAGACAGAGAAGAGCAUCUUGUCUCCGCGUUUCAGUAUUUUGACAAAGACGGAAGCGGUUACAUCACCAUUGAUGAGCUGCAACAAUCUUGCGUUGAACAUGGGAUGACCGAUGUUUUUCUUGAAGAUGUAAUCAAAGAAGUAGAUCAAGACAAUGAUGGACGGAUUGACUAUGGAGAAUUUGUUGCGAUGAUGCAAAAGGGAAAUGCAGGUGUUGGGAGACGAACAAUGAGAAAUAGCCUAAACAUCAGCAUGAGAGAUGCCUAGGCACAUAGACACUACACACAGCGUCUUUGUAAUAUUUGCUUCGGUGAGGCUGCAACUGUUUCCAUGGAAUCAAUAUUUGCAAUCUUCAAUCACAGUAAAGGCUGAAGAGAAACCGGAUUCAUAGGUGCAGGAAGCCAAAAUCUGAAUCCUUGGAAGGUUUGAGUUUAAAAUGUAAAAAAGAAACUACUGUAUGAUUAAAAGUGGUGGAUGAACAAAAAAAAGUGUUUCGUUGUGUUUCCAUCAGUAGCUGUGAGGACUAUUUCUCUAUUUGUCUCUCUGUUUCGUUUUUGUUUUUUUUUUUUGUAACAAUUGUUAAUGUUUGUUUCAUCUCCAUUGUUGAAAGCCUUUGACCCCUUUUUGGGUUUUUUGAGAGA